Camellia sinensis is the source of this 645-nucleotide messenger RNA. The record is from RefSeq and is a predicted model, not a curated record. NCBI's taxonomy places the organism in Eukaryota, Viridiplantae, Streptophyta, Magnoliopsida, Ericales, Theaceae.
AUGCCAUGUGGUUUGAAAAAUGUCAGGGCCACUUAUCAGAGAGCCACUACCACACUGUUGCAUGAUAUGAUCCACAAGGAAGUUAAGGUGUAUAUGGAUGACAUGAUUGUCAAGUCCAAAGAUCGAGAAGGCCAUUAUAUCGCAUUGAAGAAAUUCUUUGAGAGAAUCAGGGAACACAAGCAGAGGUUAAAUCCACAGAACUACACAUUUGGGGUAUAUAACAACCAAGUAGAGUAUGAGGCAUGCAUUACCGAACUGGAAGUCACUCUAGAACUAGGGGCAAUAAGGUUGGAUAUGAUUGGGGAUUUGAACUUGGUCAUCUCUCAAUCCAAUGGAGAUUGGAAGGUUAAAGAGGAGAAAAUGAAAGUUUAUCAUCAGACUUUAGACAUGUUGAUUCUGAGAUAUGGAGUGCCAAAUGAAUUAAUUUCAGACAAUGGCUCACACUUCAGAGGAGAAGUGGCAGUUCUACUUGAGAAAUAUAAUGUGGCUUUUCACAAGUCAUCAACUUACAGGCCACAAACUAAUGGAGUCGUUAAAGCUGCAAAUAAGAACAUCAAGACUAUUCUGCGUAAGACGGUAGAAACCUAUAAAGAUUGGCUAGAUAAACUGCCUUUUGCGCUUUGGGCAUACAUGACAUCAAUUUGA